Cololabis saira (Pacific saury) is the source of this 2175-nucleotide messenger RNA. RefSeq names its product coagulation factor XIII A chain-like. The record is from RefSeq and is a predicted model, not a curated record. The transcript has 17 exons. Gene Ontology annotation, biological process: peptide cross-linking; blood coagulation, fibrin clot formation. The coding region runs from base 1 to 2175 and encodes 724 amino acids. NCBI's taxonomy places the organism in Eukaryota, Metazoa, Chordata, Actinopteri, Beloniformes, Belonidae. Gene Ontology annotation, molecular function: protein-glutamine gamma-glutamyltransferase activity.
AUGUUAGGUCCAAACUACAAGGGACGCACCCCUGGCCCGGUGCCCAGCACAAACCUCCAGGCCGACGACAAGGAAGACUUCAGGGAGUUUGAGCCGUUCAGCGAUGCCGACGUGACGCCCAGAUCCGUUCCCCCCGGCGCCGACGUUCUCACCGUGGUGGACGUCAACAUGCGGAAGCAGUUCAACGAGCAAAACCACCACACGGCGGAGUACGUGGCCAAGGCCAUGGUGGUCCGCCGCGGACAGCAGUUCAUCAUCGACGUCAUCUUCAGCCGGGAAAUCCUGCCGCAGGACGACUUCCAGCUGGAGUUCCUGAUCGGUGCCAACCCGUCCCCCAGCAAGCGCUCCCUGGUGGUCGUGACCUUCGGGAACCGUGCCGGCGGCUCGUGGUUGGGGCAGGUUUUGGGCCAAGACGGUGCUGUGGUGUCUCUGGGCGUCACGCCGGACGCCAAGGCCAUCGUGGGCUUGUACCGCACCUACGUGGCCAUUUCCAUGGGCAACGGCAUGCAGCGGACCGACAAGAACGCCAAGACCAACCUGUACCUGCUCUGCAACCCCUGGUGUCCAGAUGACGUGGUGUUUUAUCCCGAUGAAGCCGGGCGCUGGGAGUACGUGAUGAAUUCGACUGGAAUAAUCCACCAGGGCUCGGUGGGGUCGGUGUCGGAGCGGAACUGGGUGUACGGACAGUUCGGAAAAGGCAUCCUGGACGCUUGCAUCUUCAUCAUGGACUCUUGUCAGAUGCCGAUCCACAACCGCGGCGACGUCGUCAAGAUCUGCAGGAAAGCUUCUGCCAUGAUCAACUCCCAGAACGACAACGGCGUGUUGGUGGGGAACUGGAGCGAGAACUUCUCGUUGGGAACGCGGCCGACGGCCUGGACGGGCAGCUCCAAGAUCCUGCUGAAGUACCACAACUCUGGAAACCCCGUCAUGUACGCCCAGUGCUGGGUGUACGCCGGAGUCCUCUGCACCUUCCUGCGCUGCCUCGGCAUCCCCUGCAGAGUCAUCACCAACUUCAACUCGGCCCACGACAACACGGGCAACCUGAAGACGGAGCUGGUGUUCAGGAGGGACGGGACCCCGGACCGGAGGAACACCCGGGACUCCAUCUGGAACUACCACUGCUGGUGCGAGGCCUUCAUGCAGCGCCACGACAUCCCGACCCGGUACUCCGGCUGGCAGGUGGUGGACGCCACGCCGCAGGAGACCAGCGACGGAUACUUCCGCUGCGGACCGGCGCCCGUCAUCGCCAUCAAGAACGGAGAGCUGUGCCAUCCCUUCGACUGCGGGUUUGUCUUCGCUGAGGUCAACAGUGACGUGGUCUACCUGAAGAGCGACCGCUACGGCACCAUGACCCCCUUCAAGGUGGACACCACCUACGUGGGAGCCCUGCUGUGCACCAAGUCUGUGGGAAGCUGGGGUUUGCAGGAGGUGACGCAGAACUACAAGUACCCUGAAGGCAGCGCGGAGAACGAGAGGACGAUGGUGACGGCGGAGGAGUACGGCUGUGAGAGGGACCACUCGGUGGUCCCGGAGACCAGCCUGUCGGUGGAGAUCCUGACCCAGCCGACCUCCCUGGGCAGCGUGGUGAAGGUGCAGGUGCGGUUCAACAACCAGAGCGACUCCAGCAGGACCGUGGCGGCGCACUUCGAGGUGUCGGUGGCCUUCUACACCGGAGUGCUGUCGGACGAGUUCAGGGUGGAAGAAUUCACGCUGGACCUGCCGGCCUACCAGAGCAACACGGCGGAGUUCCACAUCUCCCCGGAGGAGUACAUGCCGGCGCUGGGCUCCCAGCUCUGCCUGCACUUCGAGGUGAACGGCGAGAGCGACGGCCAGAAGGUGUCGGAGGUCAAGGUGCUGUGGCUGGUGCCGCCCCCCCUCACCAUCACGUUCGAAGGCGUCCCGCGGGUGAACCACACCAUGUACGCCACCGUCCAAUUCAAGAACCCGUUCAACAUGACGCUCCUGCAGGCCAGUCUGGUGAUGGAGGGAGCCGCCCUGGUGGAGACCACCGUCUUCCACUACAAGACCAUCGGCCCGUACGCUGAGAUCACCGAGACGAUUCCCCUCGUACCUCAGAAGCCGGGCAACCAAACCCUGGUGGCGCUGCUGGACUGUGAGAACCUGAACCAGGUAACCGCGGUGGAGAAACGCGCCGAGUUCCACGUCAUGCCCUGA